Messenger RNA from Melanotaenia boesemani (Boeseman's rainbowfish), 8747 nucleotides. It is a transcript of the gene myo9bl, whose product is annotated as unconventional myosin-IXb. The coding region runs from base 651 to 7622 and encodes 2323 amino acids. NCBI's taxonomy places the organism in Eukaryota, Metazoa, Chordata, Actinopteri, Atheriniformes, Melanotaeniidae. Gene Ontology annotation, cellular component: myosin complex. Gene Ontology annotation, biological process: intracellular signal transduction. Gene Ontology annotation, molecular function: protein binding; microfilament motor activity; GTPase activator activity. The record is from RefSeq and is a predicted model, not a curated record. The transcript is spliced from 44 exons.
UUGGGAUCAUGUCCGGUCGGCCACUCGACCCGCAUCCAGUAGUACCACCACUUCUAUCCUGCAGGGGGCGCUGCUCUUUAACAAACGCCUCGGAGCAACAGGGUGCCGUCAUUGUAUAGAAUCUGCCGUUUUCCUCAACUUUUUUUUCCACCACUUAGACUGUGCUGCUGUUAUCAAGGCAAGGAGAAAGGAAGUAGCGCGACAGGCUAGCUGGUUAGCCGGUCUGAAACCAGAUAGUCUGUUAAGAAAGAGUAGACUUUAGAGGUUUUUUUUUCCAGAAACGACACUUCGUUAUUUAAUGUAAGCGUGAAAGGGGAUUGCGACUGAUUCAUCGGUUCUUUUAGUGUUCUUUCCACCCCGUGCUUAAACCUUCAAACUGAUUCAGCGCUGAGCUUUGUCUAGGACUUUGUCCACCGUUGUUAGCCUUCUUCAAACAAGUUACUCUUGUUUCUUUCAAAGGAGAAAACAAGGAAACAACCGAAAAGCUGCGACGUGGUUAUAAACUGAAAUUCUCAUCUGUCGGUUGAAUCGCGGGGGAUCCAAUGGAGGAUUAAACCAGGACAAUGAGACAAACAGCCGGGAAAGGUGCUGUGUGGUGAGACAGAAGUAGUGGCUGUGCGGCAUGGUGAGGCCACUCCCCCUGGCUCAGAAUGAGUGUCAGAGAUGGCGCUGCCACAAUGGCAACAAAUACAGGUGGAGGAGGAGGGGGAAUUGGACUUGCUAGCCCCAACGAUCACGAUGGCCGCACAUACGUGCUUCAGAUAUAUCCACGGUUGCCAGCCCAGCCUUCCACCUGCUGCAAUCUUAGAGUUAAAAAAGAUGCAACAACAGCCUCUGUGAUCUCAGAUGCUGCUACGGUAUUGGGGCUGGACCCUGGCCGUCUGUAUGUGCUGGCAGAGGUGAAAGAAUGUGGUGGGGAGGAGUGGGUACUGGAGGCCGGAGACUUGCCAGUGCAGCGGUUUCUGCUGUGGCCUCGAAAAGCCCAGGAGAAACAUCCUCAGAGCCUUGGCUUUUACUUCUUACUACAGGAGAGGAAUCAUGAUGGCUCCAUCCAUUAUGUCCACCUUCCACCCUUGUCCAAGGAACAGGAGCUCACUGUUAGGGGCUUCCUCCCUCCUCCACAGGACGAUUUUGCAGACCUCUGCAACCUGCCUGUCCUCAAUGAGGACAGCAUUUUAAACAAUCUACGCACACGCUUUCACAAGAAAAAGAUCUACACCUAUGCGGGCAGCAUCCUCAUUGCAAUCAACCCCUUUAAGUUCCUGCCUAUCUACAACCCUAAAUACGUCAAGAUGUAUGAGAACCACCAGCUGGGCAAACUAGAGCCUCAUAUUUUUGCUAUCGCUGAUGUGGCCUACUAUGCUAUGCUCAGGAAGAGGGUCAACCAGUGCAUUGUUAUCUCCGGGGAGAGUGGUUCAGGCAAGACCCAAAGUACCAACUUCCUGAUCCACUGUUUGACAGCGCUUAGCCAGAAGGGGUAUGCCAGUGGAGUGGAGAGAACCAUUCUAGGAGCUGGACCAGUCCUGGAGGCAUUUGGUAACGCCAAGACAGCCCACAACAACAAUUCCAGCCGCUUUGGAAAAUUCAUCCAAGUUAAUUAUCUGGAGAGUGGAGUGGUCCGAGGGGCUGUGGUGGAGAAGUACCUCCUGGAGAAGUCUCGCCUGGUUUCUAGAGAGAAGAACGAGAGGAACUAUCAUGUGUUUUACUACCUGCUGUUGGGUGCCUCAGAGGAAGAAAGAAAAGAGUUCAAAUUGCUGCCACCUGAAGAGUACUUCUACCUCAAGCAGGAAAACUUUAAGAUAGAAGAUGAGGAAGAUUUGCGUCAUGAUUUUGAAAGGCUGCAGCAGGCAAUGGAGAUGGUUGGCUUCCUUCCAGCCACUAAGAAACAGAUCUUUUCUGUGCUUUCUGCAAUCCUUUAUCUUGGCAACGUGACAUACAGAAGGAAAUCAACAGGACGAGAUGAAGGGUUAGAUGUUGGGCCACCAGAAGUCCUGGCUACUCUCUCGGACCUGCUAAAGGUUAAAGAGGAGUUGUUGGUCGAGGCGCUGACAAAGAGGAAAACAGUGACAGUCAAUGACAAGCUGAUCCUCCCCUACAGCCACUCUGAGGCCAUUACAACCAGAGACUCCAUGGCCAAAUCUCUCUACAGCGCCUUGUUUGACUGGAUUGUCCUACGCAUCAACCAUGCACUGCUCAACAAGAAAGACAUGGAGGAAUCUGUCCCUUGCUUGUCAAUUGGUGUACUGGACAUUUUUGGUUUCGAGGACUUUAAGACCAACAGCUUUGAGCAGUUCUGCAUCAACUAUGCGAAUGAGCAGCUGCAGUAUUAUUUCAACCAUCACAUCUUUAAUCUGGAGCAGGAGGAGUACCAAGCAGAGGGAAUCACCUGGCACAACAUCGACUACACAGAUAAUGUGGGCUGCAUCCAUCUCAUCAGCAAGAAACCUACUGGCUUGUUGUACCUUCUAGACGAGGAGAGCAACUUUCCACAUGCCACAGAUGAGACCUUGUUAGCCAAAUUUAAGCAGCAGCACCAAGGGAACAAAUACUUUGUACCCACACCAGUCAUGGAGCCCGCCUUUGUCAUCCAGCACUUUGCAGGGAAAGUAAAAUAUCAAAUCAAGGAUUUCCGGGAGAAAAACACAGACCACAUGCGCCCCGACAUUGUAGCACUGUUACGAAGCAGCGACAGAGCUUAUGUGCGGCAGCUUAUUGGCAUGGAUCCUGUGGCCAUGUUUCGAUGGGGCAUCCUGCGAGCUACAAUCAGGGGUAUUGCUGCUUUCAAUGAGGCCGGUCGCUCCUGGGCAGCCAAAAAAUCAGGUGUUAUCCGUCCAGUCUCCAGAACUCCUUUAGGAGAGCUUCAAAGGUCCAAUGCCCCAAUAGAAAGAAUGUACAAACGAGCCUCUAUGCUCGAUUUCUACUUUGAUCACUCAGAGGAGCGUCCUUUAGAGGCCUUUGAAGACAUCUUUGCUAGCUAUGAAAAUAAAAAAGAUAUGCAUGCAGAGAUCAUCAGCUCCAUUAAGAGCUUGCAGCUGGAUGGUGAGGACCCUCGCAAGCUGCUACAAUCCUGGGGUCGCCUUCGCUUCCCACGACACGUCCUCCAGAAAAACAAGAGCAUCAAGCAGAGGCAGGCCAUACCCAAGAGUUUGCUGGAUUCUCGAUCUUUGAAGUUCAUUGUGAGUUUGACACUGCAUGAUCGCACUACCAAGUCUCUGCUCCACCUGCACAAGAAGAAAAAAACCCCCAGCAUCAGUGCACAGUUCCAGAACUCCCUGACUAAACUCUUAGAAACUCUGAACAAAGCUGAGCCUUAUUUCAUUCGCUGUAUCCGCUCCAAUGCUGAGAAGAAGGAGAUGUAUCUGGAUGAGGCCUUGGUGUUUCAGCAGCUGCGUUAUACAGGAAUGCUGGAAACUGUUCGCAUAAGGAGGUCAGGCUAUGGAGCCAAGUACACAUUCCAGGAGUUCAUAGAACAGUUCAGGGUUUUGCUGCCAAAGAACGCCUCUGCCUCAAAAGAAGACAUCUCGACUCUGCUUAAAAGGAAAAUGCGCCUUGACCCAACCACAUUCCAGAUAGGCAAAACUAAGGUGUUCCUGAAAGAGCUAGAGCGGCAGCAGCUGCAGGAUAUGCUGCACAAGGAGGUGAUGCGGAAAAUCAUCUUUCUUCAGCGCUGGUUCAGAGCUCGCCUGCAGAGAAAAGAGUUUCUGGACAUGAGACAGGCGGCCAUCUUGAUUCAGCAUUUGUGGCGUCGGUACUGCAAAGAAAGACAGCGGGCUGCCACUGUGAUCCAGGCUGUAUGGAGAGGGCACAGACAGAGGUCAGAGUACAGCCGACAAAGACAAGGUGCCACGAAAAUACAAGCCCUGGUCAGAGGACACUCUGCACGCAGAAGGUGUCAAUCCAUGCGUGAGUUAAAAUGGAAGAAAGAGGAAGAGGAAAAAGAGGCCCAGAAGAGAGCAGAAGAGGAAAGGAGGAAGAGGGAAGAGGAGGAGGAGGAGGCAAGGAGAAAACUAGAAGAGAGGCUGAGAAUGGAAGAAGAGAUGAGGAGAAAGAUACAAGAGGAGGAGGCAAGAAGAAGAGCAGAGGAAGAAGCAGCAGCCAGGGAAGCAGAGAAACAAAGGAAGGAAGAGGAGAAAAGCCUGGCAAGAGAACCUCAGACAAGAGAGGAUCCAGAUAUUGAGCUGGUCACGGAAGAGAUGCUGGAUAAAAACCUCCCUAUCCCAGAGAUGCAGGCAAGAGAUGAGGGCAAGGAUGAGAACGAGGGAGGAGAGGAGGCUGACGAAGUAAAUGGUAGCUCACAAACAGAUGAAGAGGUGGAGGAUGAGGAGCAGGAUUCUGAGACUUGUGGUACCCUGGCUGAGGCUGGACCCCAGCCAGAUGACAAGGAGGAAGAGGAUAAUUUAGAGAGCCAAACAGGAGAACAGUUGCAUUCAAAACCAGGUCCACCCUCAGAUGGGGUCAGCUCUAAUGCACUUACAUCCAUACGUCAACCUCAAGGGGAGUAUCAACAGGCCAGCACUACCUCCUAUCUAUCUUCACAUGCUGAACAAAAGAGACCACAACCUUCUACCCUCAACAAAGGUCUUUCAUCCAGGAGUCAGGAGAAGAGAGAGCAAAGAAGACGAAGAGGACUGGAGCACAGCCAGAGAGAAACUGAGCGAGUAGCCUCAGCUUCCUCCUCUUCAGGCACCGACAAGGAUCAGACAUCCUCACCUAAGAGCAAAAAUCAGGAGGGGGCUAAACUGAAAGAGCGGUCAGACAGCAAAGAACUGGACCAGUACACCUUUGUAGCAUGGAAAGUGAAAGAGGACAAGGGAGGGAAAAAGGAGGCAAAAGCGUCUCCCCCCUCUGCUGGUCCUGUCCGUCCAACCACAUUAGCCCUGCAGCCCACUGACUCUUUGCAUGAGAAAAAUGGCUUAGGUGAGGGUGUCGGACCUGUAACUCUGCAACGUCGCCCUGGAGCAAUAAAGGAGAAGCCUGAGAAGUGGAAGGAAAGGAGUAGCAAUGGGGAACACUCUGAGGGAACUGGCUCUUCUCCACCUCACAACAGAGAGGAGAGGACAAAAAAAGCACAACUGAGCGAAACACUUUCAUUGAUUGACAGUUUCAGUCGUGGCUCUGAAGGGGCUGGCGUCAUUUCAGUCAAAGAGAUAAUUUCCCCAUCAGAGAGUCAUGCUGAUGGCUUUAAAGGAAGUUCCAUCAGGAGGAAAAUCCAGGAGGGUUCUGCUCAGCAAGACUCGACUCACUCCAUCCCAUCCACACCAGACAGGUCCGGUGGUUUUUUCAGCAAGAUUUUGAAAAAACUACCCCACAAGGAAGCCCAAACUCCAGACAAUGGAGAGCUGACAUUUGCUCAAAUUUCAGCUCUCAAUGAUAAGUCAACUACAGGGGAAGCUCCAGCUUCCGGACACCUGUCUAGGCACCCUUCCCAGCCCCACAGUGACCGCGCUGUUAAAAAUCUAGGCAGAAACCCCACCAUCAAGAUCAGCCGCGCCACACGGGUCUCUGAGCAGUGGAAUGCCUCACUGGACAGAGAGAUCACAAAUGCCAACGAGCUGAGGCACCUCGAUGAGUUUUUGGGCAACCAGGUCAAUGAUUUCCGUUCCAGAGGCAAGUCGCUGUCUGCUACAGAAGCCAUCUUUGUUACAGCCACCAUGCAAUUUAGAGAGAAUAUCAAAGCCAUGUAUUCUCUCCCAAAGCCCACCAUUGGCUACAAAGGACUAAUGAGUGGUUACCAGAACAAAGUGCUCCACCUAGCAGGCAGCAAACAAAAAGAAGAAGUUCAACUUGUUGUCAACCUGUUUCAAUCAGUGCUAGAUGGCUUCAUCAGAGGAGAGAUAAAGAAGGAGGAGGCUGAACCUGCAAAGCCUGCCAAAGCCAGAAAGAAGAGGAGGAAGAAAGAUAAAAGUAUGGAAAGCCCCCUGGACCACGUUUUCAUCAACUAUCAGGUCAACAUUAUGCAGUCAUGUGACCAGUGUGCCUCUUACAUCUGGGGCAUGGAAAAAGCCUACAUGUGCAGCUAUUGUAAAAUGGUAUGUCACAAGAAGUGCCUGGGCAAAAUAGUCACCGACUGCUCCACCUUCUGUGCCAAAAAGAGUGAUGAAGAGUUCACCGGACAGCACUUUGGAGUGCGUGUGGGUCACCUUGUCAGUGAUAAAAAUCCAGUUCCCAUGGUGCUGGAGAUGAUGCUGGAGCAUGUGGAGAUGCAGGGCCUCUACACCGAGGGGAUCUAUCGCAAAUCGGGCUCUGCCAACCGCAUGAAAGAGCUGCACCAGCGACUGGAGACAGAUCCUCAUCUAGUCUGCCUCGAGGACUAUCCCAUCCACACGGUGACUGGCCUGCUGAAGCAGUGGCUGAGGGAGUUGCCGGACCCCCUCAUGACCUUUACACAUUACAGUGAUUUCCUGCAUGCAGUGGAACUGCCAGAGAAGCAGGAGCAGCUUCAUGCCAUCUAUAAAGUGCUGGAAGAGCUUCCUACUGCAAACUUCAACACAUUGGAGCGACUUGUCUUUCACCUUGUCAGGGUCUCUAAAGAAGAGGUUCACAACCGCAUGUCCCCCAACUCGUUGGCUAUAGUGUUUGCACCGUGUAUUCUGCGUUGCCCCGACAGUGCUGACCCGCUACUCAGCAUGAAAGAUGUUGCCAAGACAACCACGUGUGUGGAGAUGAUCAUCAAUGAACAAAUCAGACGCUAUAAUGAGAAGAUGGAGGAGAUCGAGCAGCUGGAGUACGCCGAGGCUCUGGCUGUUAACCAGCUCAAACUCAAAAGAAAGAACACGCACUACUGGCAUUUACCUCUCAGGUUCUCAGCUCCUUACAAAGGAGUGGUGGUGCAUGAGAAGGCCAGUUCUGAUCUCAGCGUGGUCCCUGAGAAUGAGCCGCUGGACUCAGACACUGAGGCUGAGAAGAAUCUGGUGGAACGCAUCAAGUCCAUCAAACAGGAGAAAGAGGACCUGGCCUGUCGGCUACCAGAGUUGGAGCAGCCUGGUUCGGACCAAGAAAACCUGGACUCUGAAGCCUCACUAAGCUCCGAGAGUCUUCUGGAUGAACAGCAGCGCUCUUGUGCCCAGAGCUCAGAACCGGAAGGACGAGUUGGCGUUCAGCUUAGGAGACACAGGCCCAAAUCAUCAGAUGUUGCCCAGCGACCUAAAGUCCCAGGUGGACGCGCCGCUCUGCUAAACCUCACCCCUGCCAGCUCCACUUCCUCUCUGUCUAGCUGCGCUUCUUCAACCUCUGAGACCUCCAACACUUCCCUCAGGCAUCCUCUGCAACGCCGCAGGCCUAUCAUCCCAGACACAGUUAAACUUCCCCCAGGUGGCAUCUCCCGGCCUGCAGCCUUGAGUCAAGCUCAGACUUGCACUCCUCCUGAAAAUAAAGCAUUCACGCAUUUGCUCAGGAGAAAAGAGCAGCCCGGCCGCCGUAAAGACAGCACACAGUCCCUGUACAUAGAUUCCACUCAGUAUGACCUGCUGUUGCAGUUUUCCUCCUGCCCUCCCUCUGCUUCCUCCUCCUCCAGCUCUGUGGUAACCCCCGCUCAUCAGCUGCAGCACCAUGAGAUGGAAGCCUCAAAGGGCCAGAGACGCUUUUCUGACCCCGACAUACCCUACAUGGACGAUGAUGUCUGAUCACAUCAGACAGCAACAGAGGAAUAACAGACAAAGGCUCCAACCUAUAACUAGACAAAUAAGAAAAUACAUUUAAAAAACAGCAUUCGGAGCUGAGGUGAGGAUAAGAAUUAUGGCAUGUGUGUGAAAAACAAUGAACAAGAUGGUGUGUACAUUUUCUGCCGGGACUCCACCAAGUCACAUUGACUUAGGACAGAAUGUUCCAGCUGCUGUCGGAGGGAAACUAAUCAAGGCGCUGCAAAUGUUUUGAAAGUCUGUCGUCUUAUAUGACGGUAAAAAUAACUAGAGGUUGUUGCCAAGCAACUUUUCUCUUUUUGAUAAAUUGUGGUUACUGUUGAUGAGUUCAGUUGGACCAGAGGCUGCAUCUUCUGUGACCUCAUUUCUUUUUUUUUUUUUUUGUGCUCAAUUCAAAAAAAUGUUGCAGGUUUCAGUCGCACUUUUUCUUUUUUAUUCUCCUAAUGAGCAAAACAUGCUCACUGAAUUGUUAGCUAGUGCCUUGAUAAUGUACAUCGAGUUAAUAAGUAAUUUCUCACAUAAUUGUAGAGCAUUGAUUGUAGAUGGAGGGGGGGAUUUGGACUAAAGAUGGAGCUUUUCUCUCAGGCUUCUGAGUUUAUUGUACUGAACCGAUACAAGACGUGUUAAGACUGAGGACCUAAACAUUCACACUCUGGUUUUUAUUUUAUUUUAUUUUAUUUUUUUUCAUUUUUUACUUGCUGCAAAACAAAUGCCAGAUAGGAAGUCAUUGCUUUCAGAUAGCAAAGGGAAAUGGGAGCAGCACAUGCCACUUUCACCCAUGAAACUAAGAAAAACACACACCCAACCAUGACGCCCUGCGACGAUGUCUUUAAAGCUUCCCGAGCUAACCUUCCUAUAGAAGGAACGUGGCCUCACUCAGCUGUGGACAGCCCCGUGUUGAUGAUGAUCUGAAGCACAGCUCUUGCCAACAUUGUAUGAAAUGCAAUACUAAUGUUCCUCUGUGACUGCUGAAUGAUGUCUGAUAGUUUGUCUGGAGUUUGGAAAUGAUGUACUGAUGUGUAAUGUGUAAGACUGUAUGUUUGGGAUUGUAUGACAUGAGUUGUAAUGGUUAUUAGUAUUAACAUGAAAAUACAGUACAUGCUUGUAAAA